GAACCCGGCCGCGGCAGGGAGGGUCCCGUUGCCAUGGCCGAGGGGCGGAGCACCGCGCGGCGGGUGCUGGAGCUGAAGGAGAGGCUGGGGGGCGCUCAGGAGCCCGACGAGAUUAUAGAAACCCUUGAGGUACUACAGAAUUUGGAUAUAUCAUUGGAUAUUCUAGUGGAAACUGGCAUAGGCAAAACAGUUAACAGUUUUAAGAAACAUGCCACUGCUGGGAAUAUAGCUAAAACCCUGGUAAAACAAUGGAAGAAACUUAUUCCUUCUGAAAAGAAAAGCACUCACAGAGAAAGAAAACAAAAUACUGAAAAAGAUGAGACAAAAUCUUCCGUUUCCAAGGAGGUUACACCUUCAGAGAAGUUCAGAGCAUCUGUACUGACCUCCAGAAGUUCUGACAGUGCUCCCGAUUCUAAAAAGUUGAAUAAGCAGCAUACUUGUAUUGAAAAGAUCCACCAAGGUACAGAUUCUGAGUCUCAAAAAGAAUGUGAUAAUAAAGAAUGUAGCAACGGUGAUUAUGAGCAUGCUUCCCAGGGUACCAGUCCUCGAGCUAAAGAAAGUGACUUCAAAGAGAGAACCUCUACAGAGAGCAAGAAUUUUUCGGAAGAGCAGCAUUCCUCUGUAGCCAAUAAAGACUUGCCACAGCUGAAGAAAAAGCCUAGAAGGGAUGCUUCCAAAAAGAGGAAUCCUAAGCAUGUGAAGAAACCAAAGCAAAAACUUGUCCUAAAAAGCAAAGCCAAAUUAUCUAGUGAUGAGGAAUUUGAGCCCCCUACGAUGUCUUUUGAAUCUUACCUUACUUAUGAUCAGGUUACAAAGAAAAGAAAGAGGAAGGCUUACUCUACAGGUGCACAGCCAAAAAAGUGCUCUGAACAGAAAGACAGCUUGUUACUACAAAAGACUUCAAACUUUUCCUAUGUGAAAGAGGCAGAGGAAGACGUAAAAAAAUGUGAGGAUGCUCAAUUGGAAAUUCCCAAUAAGAAGGCCAAGGUGGCAUCCCUCCAAGAUCUUCUUAAUACUCCACUGCCUAAAUUUCUGACAGACAUCUCAAUCUCAUCUCCCCCGUAUGCUGCAGACUUUAAAGCUUCCAUAGCACCUGUUGUAGAAGCACCCCAGCAAGUCAGUGAAACAGUUCAAUUCACAGGACGGAGACUGAACUCUAAAAUGCAAGUUUACUCUGGCUCUAAACCAGCCUGUCUUUCAAAGAUGCUUACGCUGUAUGAACAGUGCAUCCGUGUGCUUCAAAAUAAUAUUGAUUCACUGCAUGAAGUAGGAGGUGUGCCCUUUGAAAUUCUUGAGCCUGUGCUAACACGUUGCACACCAGAGCAGUUGCUUCGAAUAGAGGAAUGUAAUCCGACAUUUACAGAAGAAUGUGACCACUUGUGGAAGAAACACUGCCAGAGAGAUUUUAAAAGCAAGAGCCUCCUGGAAUAUGAGUCUUGGCGUGAAAUGUACUUGAGACUGUUUAAUCAGAGAGAAGAAAAACUGAAGACGCUUACAAAAAAUAUUAUUUCUGCUCAGUCUGAGAAACCAAAAGGCAGGCAAGUAAAAAUGGCUUAUAUGACCAGUGCAGCAAAACCACCAAGGAACAUUCGCAGGCAGCAAGAAAUCCAUGGGACAGCAGGACCUGUCACCCAACUUCAUCCCAUAGAGAAGUGCAAAACGAAGAUUCCCGAAAGCAGAAAUAGAAAUAACGUAUCAUCAAAUCCAAUCCCUGCUGGCAACAGUGGAAGCUGUAGCUCAAGUGUAGUGAUUCAAGAUGGAAAGAAGCCUAUCAAAAAAAUCGCACCAAUCAUGAAGAAAACUUUGAGAGCAUUGAAGAGUAGAGCUGGACGACGAUAAAAUGAGGCUACGUAUUUGAAGUCUGAGUGACUAUUUGUAUAUCAUGCUACAGCUAAUGCAAGUAAUGUUAAUGCAAACAUUCUUCAUUUUGCCUUAGUUAAAAUAGGUAUGAAACACUGCAGGUGAAAAUGAUUUGCAAUAAAAAUUGAAACAUCUGAGUUCUUUCA
This is a messenger RNA of Pezoporus occidentalis (night parrot), 2006 nucleotides long. RefSeq names its product elongin-A-like. The transcript has 11 exons. Gene Ontology annotation, cellular component: nucleus; elongin complex. The record is from RefSeq and is a predicted model, not a curated record. NCBI's taxonomy places the organism in Eukaryota, Metazoa, Chordata, Aves, Psittaciformes, Psittacidae. Gene Ontology annotation, biological process: transcription elongation by RNA polymerase II. Gene Ontology annotation, molecular function: protein binding. Bases 34 to 1839 code for a protein of 601 amino acids.